AAUGCAAGUAGCCCGUUCCAGACCGCUAGAAAGGAAGUCUCGAAUUGGGGUGUGGGGACCAAUCAAGAAUCAAAGAAAUUUUCGGGAAAAUGCCGAUAUCGCCAAUCGCCACUGAAGUAUCGGUUACUGAGAGGUAGUAGCUACAGAACGCCGUUAGUAGGUACCUAACUGACCCCCCCUUGAAGCACCCCACAAACUUUGUCUUUUUUUUGUGUUCCGUUGUCGGGUUAAUCUACUUUUUAUCAAGUGUGACUCUAAAGACAAAAAAUCUAAUCUUGAACAAAUCGUGACUGAUUCAUUUUUUUUUCUUGCCAUUGAACAUUCGACGUCUCCCAGCGAAGGUGCUGGUGACUUGAGUUUGGAGGAUAUCCUGCGAUAGACUGUUUUUGGUUGUUUAAUACCCCCGAAAAGUCAUCCUUCAUUCCAUUUUCUUUCUUUAAUCCUUUCGUCGUUGACCCAUCUCCCCUCUUUCCGGCAUGCUUCGCACUCGUCAGGCCAGCCGGGCCGUCAAGGCUCUGGCUCAGGUUUCGCGACAACAUCAACGCUCCCUCACUACUUCACCCGCAGUUUCGGCGAUUCAAACUAGAAAGAAUGUACCUACUGGAGUUAGAAGUCAGGCCACUUCCGCUCAGUCAACUGCACAAGUUAGAGAUGCACCAGCUCCAGCAUUUAACGUUGCCGCUACGAAAGACCAGAGCCAUGUUCAACCCUUAGUAAAUCCAAGAGCUCCAGAAAUGGACGAAUCAUUUAUUGGGAAGACGGGAGGAGAGAUAUUCCACGAAAUGAUGCUACGGAGAGGUGUCAAACACGUUUUCGGGUAUCCGGGUGGUGCUAUCUUACCCGUGUUCGAUGCUAUUUACAACUCGAAACAUUUCGAAUUCAUUCUACCAAAGCAUGAGCAGGGAGCAGGGCACAUGGCUGAGGGCUAUGCACGCGCCUCUGGACUGCCCGGCGUCGUCCUUGUUACAUCCGGACCAGGCGCCACAAACGUCAUCACUCCAAUGCAAGACGCCCUAUCCGACGGUACGCCUAUGGUUGUUUUCUGCGGCCAAGUCCCUACUAGCGCGAUCGGCAGCGAUUCCUUCCAAGAGGCAGAUGUUAUCGGAAUAUCGAGAGCCUGUACGAAGUGGAAUGUUAUGGUCAAAAACACCGCCGAAUUACCCCGCAGGAUUAAUGAGGCGUUCGAUAUUGCAACUAGUGGACGACCGGGCCCUGUGCUUGUCGAUCUUCCCAAGGACGUAACUGCGAGCGUUCUACGAAAAGCUAUUCCCACUGAAUCAGCAAUUCCGGGCUUACCUAGUGCGGCGUCGCGUGCAGCCAUGGAGGCCACUCAAAAGCAACUACAGGCUUCUCUUAGCCGAGUGGCCAAUCUAGUGAAUAAAGCUAAGAAGCCCAUCAUUUACGCUGGCCAAGGUGUUGUAUCGUCGGUUGGUGGCCCGGAGGUCCUCAAGGAACUUGCCGACAAGGCUUCGAUACCCGUCACUACUACCCUCCUCGGUCUUGGCGCUUUUGAUGAGCUAAAUGAGAAGUCGCUCUAUAUGCUUGGCAUGCACGGUUCUGCAUUUGCUAACAUGGCCAUCCAAGAGGCUGACCUCAUCAUUGCCCUCGGUGCUCGUUUUGAUGAUCGCGUUACACUUAGCAUUCCUAAGUUUGCGCCCGCCGCUAAGGCUGCUGCUGCUGAAGGUCGAGGUGGCAUUGUACAUUUCGAGAUUAUGCCCAAAAACAUCAACAAGGUUGUACAAGCAACCGAGGCUAUUGAGGGCGACGUAGCCCAAAACCUCCGACAGCUUCUUCCCCGCGUCAACUUAACCACGAUGAACGACCGAAAAGAAUGGUUUGACAAGAUUAACUCCUGGAAGGCGAAGUGGCCAAUGAACGACUUUGAGCGCACCGAACGAGCGGGGAUGAUCAAGCCACAGAUUCUUAUCGAGGAACUUAGUAAGCUGACAGCCGAUCGAAAGGAGCACACUAUCAUUGCGACGGGCGUUGGUCAGCACCAAAUGUGGACAGCACAACAUUUCAGGUGGCGACACCCGCGAACUUUGAUCUCGUCUGGAGGUCUUGGCACUAUGGGCUUUGGUCUUCCCGCCGCUAUUGGUGCCAAGGUUGCUCGACCUGAUUCCCUGGUUAUCGACAUUGAUGGUGAUGCUUCGUUCAACAUGACCCUAACAGAAUUGUCAACUGCCGCUCAAUUCAACAUUGGUGUCAAGGUUAUCGUUCUGAACAACGAGGAACAAGGAAUGGUUACUCAAUGGCAAAACCUCUUUUACGAGGACAGAUAUGCUCACACACACCAAAAGAACCCGGAUUUCAUGAAGCUAGCUGAUGCUAUGGGUGUACAACACCGAAGACUAAUCAAGCCUGAAGAAACUGUAGAAAGCUUAGAAUGGCUGAUCAACUCCGAUGGACCAGCUCUUUUGGAGGUUAUGACAGAUAAGAAGGUACCCGUUUUACCAAUGGUGCCGGCAGGCUCAGGCUUACACGAGUUCCUCGUAUGGGAUGGAGAAAAGGAUCUAAAACGCAGAGAGCUCAUGCGCACCAGAACAUGCGGUUUACACAGCUAAUUCUGCUUUCUAUAUGGAGUUUUUAUUGCAUUCACGGGUCGAUUAUUAGCGAGUUUUAUUUUAUCUGGGAAUAACACUGAGGAGACUAAGAAAACUUUGAGGCCACGAUAAAAGGCCGAGUCCGGUACGGAAAAGGAACCGAGAAAAUGAAUUUGGCCGCGCAUUGAGUACGCAUAUUGGAGAGGCGUUACUAUGAGUAUAUGCUUGCCAUUAUUCUAUGUAAUUUAUUCAAGAAUUUAAAAUUCACGUUACGAAUACUUCCAUCCGCGCCGUGUAAAGGAGCCAGAGGUCGGGUUAAACAAUAUGGCUACCCAGAGAGAACAUGUUAAUUAUCCCUUACUUCCAUCAGACCUUCGUCCCCGUCACCUUAAUCGUAUUAUAUGGAUGUUAAGGGACAUAUGUUGUUGGACGGAUUGUACACCCGCGACUAUUUUCGGGCUUGGGUUAAUGGAUUAUUCAAUGAAGGGCUGAGAUCACAUACUUAAUCAUAAGUUCUACGACGCGUUUGGUAUUACAGUCUAUGAAUAGGGGUAAAUAAACCUCCUAGCCCGCUCUAAGUUUAUCUUGCCUUCACGAUCCGUCAUGAUAUUCUUAAUGUCUGGAAGUGGUUUAUCACAGGUUCUGCUGUGGGGGGAGAAUAAAUGUUUAUCAAUUGUUCGAUUAAAUACACCUAGGAACGAGGAAUAGGCGCCUA
This is a messenger RNA of Hypoxylon trugodes, 3258 nucleotides long. Its product is annotated as acetolactate synthase. Gene Ontology annotation, biological process: L-valine biosynthetic process. Lineage: Eukaryota; Fungi; Ascomycota; Sordariomycetes; Xylariales; Hypoxylaceae. The transcript has 6 exons. Gene Ontology annotation, cellular component: acetolactate synthase complex; mitochondrion. Bases 477 to 2564 code for a protein of 695 amino acids. Gene Ontology annotation, molecular function: acetolactate synthase activity; magnesium ion binding; thiamine pyrophosphate binding. The record is from RefSeq and is a predicted model, not a curated record.